Messenger RNA from Monascus purpureus, 4445 nucleotides. The record is from the annotation of a GenBank genome assembly. NCBI's taxonomy places the organism in Eukaryota, Fungi, Ascomycota, Eurotiomycetes, Eurotiales, Aspergillaceae.
UCUCCCCGUCCCUCCUUCUUCUCUUCUGUCAUCCCUCUCCAACAGUGAUCUCACAGUGAUCGCUAUGACCGUAGCACGUUAGCUCCGUCCCGAGUCUGAAUUAAACCCGUUAUUUCUUGGCGAUACGCCCGUUCUUUGUAUACUUACAACAUGCUCGUCAGUAGAUGUAGUGCUGCUCAAUCCAUUGGCCUCCCCGUUAAAAGGGAGCUCCGACCAGCUCUGCCAUAGCUUCGAGCUUUGAUCCGAGGCCAUGAUCGCCUGUCGGCCCGACCGCAGGCGAUCGCGUUGUGCACUUGCUAACUGCUUCCAGUACGCAACCUCUAGUUCUUUGAAGCCGACGGGGAGGCUUCCCACGUUUCACCUCAUCCAAGCAUGUCUCGUUUCGAUACCGAGGAAGAUACCGACUAUGAUGACGUUCGAGGCAUCGGCCCACUGACCGCUCCUCCAUCUCCCUCAGCCUUUAGACGAAUGGCCACCCAUACGCCUGAACCACUCUCGGAAUAUGAGUCUCCGGGGCCUGAUCCUGAUGUCAACGAAACAACCAGCUUGCUGGGAAGAGGUCAGGGGAAUCGGAGACAACCCCCGAUACGUUCCUAUACCAGUAUGUCGGUCAAUUCAGGGUUUGAUGCGCAUUCCAGACACAGGAACAGUCCUGUAGCUGGUAGCAUGCGUCGUUCGCGACAUCCCAGUCGCAACGUAAGUCGACGGGCUAGCAUGGAAGCGGAGAGGCCUGACGACCUACCGCAACCAUCAGGCAAGGAUGGCAUGAGUGCCUCUGUUUUCCUGGACGAGAGGACAUGGUAUGAUCAGUUCACCUCCACCGACUGGGUGCAUGACAGCAUCGCCGACGGAGCCCGUCUUCGCGUGCUACGGAGUAGGAAGGACCUCCGAGGUCGCCUACUUUCCAGGAUCGAUGGCGCGCAGGGCUGGAUCCUGGUUGCGGUAAUUGGCUGCAUCACAGCUGCGACUGCCUACUUAGUCGAUGUGACGGAGGAUCUAUUAUUUGACCUGAAGGAAGGUUUCUGCACAACGCGGUGGUUUCGUAGUAAAGGAACCUGCUGCAUGCACAGCAGCGAUGAAUGCCCGGCUUGGAAGUCGUGGUCCUCGAUUCUCACCCCCUCGGGUGUGGAUGAAAAAUGGGUUGACUAUGGGAUGUUUAUUCUUUGGGUGCUCAUUUUCUCCAUGAUCUCCUGUGGCUUGACACUGCUUACGAAGACGGUCGUCCCAUCGUCGGUUUCUUUAUCGACGCUGGAUGAGAACCUAGGUGCGGAAUCUCGUGGAUUGGAGCGCCAUGAUGGAGAAAACCAGUCCCCUGCUUCUCUGGCCAGCGGACCAAUGACCUAUCCAAUGAUCCCGACGAAACCUGAUAUGGUCUACUAUUCAGCAGCAGGAAGUGGAGUGGCGGAGGUGAAGGUCAUCAACAGUGGAUUCGUUCUUCACGGAUAUCUGGGUCUCAAAACGUUGAUCGUCAAGACCGUUGCCCUGGCCUUCAGCGUUUCUUCCGGUAUGAGUCUAGGAAAAGAGGGCCCUUACGUGCAUAUUGCGACCUGCAUAGGCAAUAUCUGCUGUCGUAUGUUCUCCAAAUAUAAUCUGAAUGACGGUAAGAGACGUGAGGUCUUGAGCGCCAGUGCUGCCAGUGGUGUUGCAGUAGCUUUUGGUGCACCUAUCGGUGGUGUUCUCUUUAGUUUGGAGGAAGUUAGUUACUACUUUCCACCAAAAACCCUAUUCCGAACAUUUUUUUGCUGUAUUGCCGCUGCCAUCUCUCUGAAAUGCCUUAAUCCUUACGGCACCGGAAAGAUUGUAUUGUUCCAGGUUCGCUAUCUCACUGAUUGGAAAUUUUUCGAGAUUGGCCUCUUUAUCCUGCUUGGUGUUCUUGGUGGUGCAGCGGGGGCCAUCUUCAUCAAAGCUUCGAGCCUAUGGGCACGCUCUUUCCGGCGCAUAUCGAUUAUCAAACGCUGGCCAAUGCUGGAGGUUGUCCUCGUUGCAGUGGUGACAGGUUGUCUAAGUUUCUGGAACCGCUACACCAGACUACCUUCGGCUGAGCUCAUGUUCGAGUUGGCUAACCCCUGUGGCCACGAUGACAUGGCGACAGGGUUGUGUCCCGAGGAAGAUGGAAUUGGCGAAACCAUUCGUUAUCUGUUUGUGGCCUUCGUGGUUAAGAGCUUCUUGACUGUCAUCACCUUUGGAAUCAAGGUGCCGGCAGGUAUAUACAUUCCAUCCAUGGUUCUCGGCGGUCUUAUGGGCCGCAUAGUAGGGCAUGUGGCCCAGUACUACGUCACGAAAUAUCCGUCUUUCUUCCUGUACAGUUCUUGCCCAGCAACUGCCGGUAUGGAGUCCUGCGUGACGCCUGGGGUAUAUGCGAUGGUCGCAGCUGGUGCCACUAUGUGUGGUGUGACGCGCUUAUCAGUGACCCUGGCAGUCAUUCUCUUUGAACUGACAGGUAGUCUUGAUCAUGUGCUUCCAUUUUCGUUAGCGGUUUUGUGCGCCAAAUGGACCGCGGAUGCUAUUGAGCCUCGCAGCAUAUACGAUAUGCUGACCGAUAUGAACUCAUACCCGUUCCUUGACAGUAAACAGCAAGUCCUGUCCGAUGCCGAGCUGGGAGACAUUGUUCGUCCAGUACGAGCGAGUCGUUUGAUCGACAUUUCGAAUUCUCCUUUCAUUCCCGCAAGAGAACUCCGUGCCAAGCUCGAAUACUUGCUGAUGGCAGGUGAGCUUGACGGCGGCCUUCCCAUCUUACGCCACAAUAUUUUGCGUGGUUUGAUUCCUGUCCCGGACCUGGAAUUUGCUCUGGAUAACCUUGAAAGUGAGGAGAACACGUUAUGCCUGAUGGCAUUAGAUGAAUCCUGGACUGCUACCGGCGACGACGGCGAGACGGAAACUCAACGAGUAGACUUUGGCCAAUACAUCGAUCCGGCUCCCAUCGCACUCGACAUUCACUCGCCAAUCGACCUAGUUUAUCAAUGCUUUACCAAGUUAGGGUUGCGGUAUCUUUGCGUGCUCGAUGAAGGCCAGUACGCUGGUUUAGUGCAUAAGAAGAGCUUCGUGAAAUUCAUGAAGGAGAAUGAAUAAGCUGGUUGGUUAUUUCUUCAUGCAUUUCAGGGCCAUCGGUCGGUGGUCCUUGAGAUAUACUUUCAUGUUCGUAGACGAUUUCCUUGCACGGAGUUACAUAUGUGUGGACUGCAGCUUCAUCGUGAUAUGUUUGUUUUGGGUCUAUUAUUUUGAGAGUGCCACGGUCUGAAUUGUCUUCAUUUGCAUUGCUGUAUUUAUAUAAAGCAUGCGCGUCAGGGAUUACUUCUUGGUUUCAGAUAUAUCCUGUCGCGGGCGUUGGAAGUGUCAUUGCAUUGGGAUUCGGCUUAGCAUAAAUUGCAUCGUCGAGAAGUGCAUUUCCAGACACCUUCAAUAGUGUCAUAUCAAAGAGUAUCAAAAAUCGAAAUCAUACCCUUUCAUAUCCCACAAUCUUGAUCGAAAUAUUACCUUCAUCCUUCCAUUCCGAACUGACACUCUCACCAACCCACUCCGAUACCUCGCCAGCACUGGCCUCCCUCCAGCCAUGUUCGGGGGUAAGAUGAUGCGCAUCAAGCGGGAAGAAGGUAUCACACUCAAACAGGGAAUCAUCCGCACGCGCAUGUAAAUGCAGAGGGACAUCCGUAUCUGUGUCCGUAUCCGUAUCCAACCGGAUACAGUUAUUUGUUUCGGCAGAUGUAGAUGCUGAUCGCCUCCUCACAACCGUCAUGACAAUCCGCAAAUGAUGGCCCCAUUCUUGUCCAAAUCGUAAUGCGCUCGCGUAGAUCUCUCCACCGCCAAUAAUGAAUAUCUUGCCCAGGUUUCCAUCGUCUCUGUCCUCACCGUUCCCGCAGGCAUUAUUAUAUACCCGAUUCAGCACAUCAAGAGCAUCAUCUAGCCCAGAACAAACGAAUGCAUCCGUAACAGGCUCUUGUGCCUGCUGCUUAUCCUGUUCUUGUAGAGGCUGGACAGUUCCCUCCUCUUUUUCUUUCUCUUUAGCAGCCUUCCCCUCCAAAUCCAACCUAACGCCCUCUGAAACAGCACCCCCCUCAUCCCUCGAAAGAACGACGUUAACCCUCUUCUUCAACGGCCGUAAAUGUUUCGGUAAGGACUCGUACGUCUUUCUUCCCAUGACGAUCGCAUUUGUUUUCGUUCGAGUUCUCGUGGAACCAGCAGCAGUAUUCGUAUUAGUAUGCUCUGGGGGCCGCGAUGUGAUGCGCGCAAAGAAAUUCAUAUCCGCUUUAAUCCGUGGCCAGGGGAGGGUGCCGUUGAGGCCGAUGCCGAGUUUUGUGGUUGCUCUUGGUCCUCGGGUGGGGGGUUGGGAUAGGGGUCGUUGCCACGAUGAGGGUUAGGGGGGUGAGCGAGGUGGCAUUUUGUUCUUUCUUUUGUUUCUUUUGGUUUGGUUUGGGUCGAGCUGAGUUGAGUGUUGCUGUGUGGGUUGU